Trichomycterus rosablanca is the source of this 3020-nucleotide messenger RNA. RefSeq names its product valosin containing protein (gene vcp). Lineage: Eukaryota; Metazoa; Chordata; Actinopteri; Siluriformes; Trichomycteridae. Gene Ontology annotation, cellular component: VCP-NPL4-UFD1 AAA ATPase complex; nucleus; cytosol. Gene Ontology annotation, molecular function: polyubiquitin modification-dependent protein binding; ATP binding; ATP hydrolysis activity. The record is from RefSeq and is a predicted model, not a curated record. Gene Ontology annotation, biological process: autophagosome maturation; mitotic spindle disassembly; retrograde protein transport, ER to cytosol. The transcript is spliced from 17 exons. The coding region runs from base 92 to 2512 and encodes 806 amino acids.
GUUCAGAGGUAAAGUGCAGGCUUAAGGUUGGAUUUGGCCCCGUAAACUGUUCUGUGAGUUAUUAUUUAUAUAGACCAACGGUGGAGGCAGCAUGGCUUCAGGUGGAGAAUCCAAAAACGAUGAUCUUUCUACUGCUAUUUUGAAGCAAAAGAACAGACCCAACAGGUUGAUUGUUGAUGAAUCCAUCAAUGAAGAUAACAGUGUGGUCUCCCUCUCUCAGGCCAAGAUGGACGAGCUUCAGCUGUUCAGAGGAGAUACUGUUCUGCUCAAAGGCAAGAAGAGGAGGGAAACUGUUUGCAUUGUGCUGUCUGAUGACACCUGCUCUGAUGAGAAGGUCCGCAUGAACAGGGUGGUACGCAACAACCUCAGAGUGCGCCUUGGAGAUGUCAUCAGUAUUCAGCCUUGCCCUGAUGUAAAGUAUGGAAAACGCAUUCAUGUUUUACCUAUUGAUGACACAGUUGAAGGGAUCACUGGAAAUUUAUUUGAGGUCUACCUCAAGCCAUAUUUCCUUGAGGCUUAUAGGCCAAUCCGCAAAGGUGACAUCUUCUUGGUGAGAGGAGGAAUGCGUGCCGUCGAGUUUAAAGUGGUGGCGACUGAUCCCAGCCCUUACUGUAUAGUGGCUCCAGACACAGUCAUUCACUGUGAGGGAGACCCAAUCAAGCGUGAAGAUGAGGAAGAAUCUUUGAAUGAAGUAGGCUAUGAUGACAUUGGAGGUGUCAGAAAGCAGCUGGCCCAGAUCAAAGAGAUGGUAGAGCUGCCACUCCGACAUCCAGCGCUUUUCAAGGCCAUCGGUGUGAAACCUCCACGUGGCAUUCUGCUGUACGGACCCCCUGGAACUGGAAAAACUCUCAUUGCUCGUGCUGUCGCAAAUGAAACUGGAGCCUUUUUCUUCUUAAUAAAUGGUCCUGAAAUUAUGAGUAAACUGGCUGGUGAGUCUGAGAGCAACCUGCGUAAAGCAUUCGAGGAAGCCGAGAAAAACGCUCCUGCUAUCAUCUUCAUUGACGAGUUGGAUGCCAUUGCACCCAAGAGAGAGAAGACUCAUGGUGAGGUGGAGAGACGCAUUGUGUCUCAGCUGCUCACCCUGAUGGACGGGCUGAAGCAAAGGGCUCACGUCAUUGUCAUGGCUGCCACCAACAGACCCAACAGCAUUGAUCCGGCACUCAGAAGAUUUGGACGCUUUGACAGAGAGGUGGAUAUUGGUAUUCCUGACGCAACAGGGAGACUGGAGAUCCUCCAGAUCCACACCAAAAACAUGAAGCUUGCUGAUGAUGUUGACCUAGAGCAGGUUGCCAACGAGACCCAUGGCCAUGUGGGAGCUGAUUUGGCUGCCCUGUGCUCAGAGGCUGCACUGCAGGCCAUCCGUAAGAAGAUGGAUCUCAUCGACCUGGAGGAUGAGACUAUUGAUGCAGAGGUCAUGAACUCUCUGGCUGUCACCAUGGAUGAUUUCAGGUGGGCCCUGAGCCAGAGCAACCCCUCAGCUCUGCGUGAGACCGUGGUUGAGGUGCCUAACAUCACCUGGGAAGACAUUGGUGGACUGGACGAUGUCAAGCGAGAACUGCAGGAACUUGUUCAGUACCCAGUUGAACAUCCUGACAAAUUCCUGAAGUUUGGUAUGACCCCAUCUAAGGGUGUGCUGUUCUAUGGACCGCCAGGUUGUGGUAAAACCCUCCUGGCUAAGGCCAUUGCUAAUGAGUGCCAGGCCAACUUUAUCUCCAUCAAAGGUCCUGAGCUGCUCACCAUGUGGUUUGGAGAGUCCGAGGCUAAUGUUCGGGAAAUCUUUGAUAAGGCCCGCCAAGCUGCCCCAUGUGUGCUUUUCUUUGAUGAGCUUGACUCUAUUGCUAAGGCCCGUGGUGGAAGCGUGGGUGAUGGUGGCGGAGCUGCCGACCGUGUCAUCAAUCAGAUCCUAACCGAAAUGGAUGGCAUGUCCAGCAAGAAAAAUGUUUUCAUCAUCGGUGCCACCAACAGACCCGAUAUCAUUGACCCCGCCAUUCUCAGGCCUGGUCGUCUGGACCAGCUUAUCUACAUCCCCCUGCCUGAUGAGAAAUCUCGUAUGGCCAUCCUGAAGGCUAAUCUGAGGAAGUCUCCCAUUUCCAAGGAUGUAGACCUGGAUUUCCUUGCCAAGAUGACCAAUGGCUUCUCUGGCGCUGACUUGACCGAGAUUUGCCAGAGAGCCUGCAAGCUGGCUAUUCGCGAGUCUAUCGAGAAUGAGAUCAGAAGGGAACGCGAGAGGCAGACAAACCCCUCAGCCAUGGAAGUGGAGGAGGACGACCCAGUGCCGGAAAUCAGGAAGGACCACUUUGAAGAGGCCAUGCGUUUUGCUCGACGCUCUGUCAGUGAUAACGACAUCCGCAAAUAUGAGAUGUUUGCACAGACCCUUCAGCAGAGCAGAGGCUUUGGUAGUUUCAGAUUCCCCUCCAGUAACCAGGGCGGAGGUGGACCGAGCCAAGGCUCUGCAGGUGGCAGUGGAGGCAACGUGUUUAACGAGGACAACGAUGAUGACCUCUAUGGAUAAUUCAGAAACCUGUGGCCACAUGGCUGUUCUCUUUUUCUCCAUUACUGGCCACCAUGUACAAAAGAAGAAAACCAACCGAUAAAUUCCACAUUUUUAGGACUCUGUGCUUCUUUGUUUUUCUUUUUUUUUAUAUAUUAUCCUCCUCUUCCUCCUCCUCUUCUCUUCCCCAUUGUUGGAGAAAAGCAUGUAGCUGCUUGUAUUUUGCGCUGGUUUGUGAAAGGAUUAUUACUGCAGAUCUUAUUGUAAUGUGGUUGGGGCACAUUGAACUUAAUAAAUAAUAUGGUUAAGUGGCUUCAUUUCUCCUUAACUUUACAGUCUAUACAAGCAGCUUCAGUGACAGGGUUCGAUGCUAGCCUGUUAAGAUUUCAAAAUAAAAUUCAUAAAAAAUGCAGUAAUUAGCAAUUUUCAUUUUUUCCUUUAAUGUAGCAUUUAAUGUAUUACAAGUUAAAAUGUUUAAAAAAAAAAUAAUAAUAAAGUUCUCAAAUGGUCCCAACUUUUGUCAAGUGAA